AUAAUCUCCUCCAAAGCUCUUGAAAAGAAGAAAAAUGGCUUCCCCUUCCCCUUCCCCCACCAUUCUCUAUACAAUAUGCUUGGUGGGGUUCCUCAUAGCUCCCCUCUCCAUGGCCCAAAACUCCCCCCAAGACUUCGUGGACACGCACAACGCAGUCCGAGCCGAGGUCGGUGUCUGGCCGGUCUCCUGGGACGCCACCCUGGCUGCCUAUGCUCAGAAUUAUGCCAACAGCAAGAGCGAGACCUGCGAGAUGGUGCACUCCAAUGGACCCUACGGCGAGAACCUGGCUGAGGGAUACGGCGAGAUGACUGCGGUGGAGGCGGUGAAGUUCUGGGCAACUGAGAAGAAGUUUUACGACCACCGAGCGAACCGCUGCGUCGGGGACGAGUGCGGGCAUUAUACGCAGAUAGUGUGGCGGGACAGUAAGCGUAUAGGGUGUGCGAGAGUGAAGUGUGAGAACAACUGGGUUUUUGUGAUCUGCAACUAUGAUCCUCCAGGCAACUAUAUUGGCCAACUUCCUUACUGAAUGAACUUGGCAGAUGAUUAAAAGUUGGGACUUUAUAUUAUGUGACAGAAUGAUGAUGAUGUUGUUAUAUUGAUCAUAUGCAAUAUAUUUGCAUCUAUGUUUAAGAAUAUUAAAUAGUUACAUAAAGUUAUGAGUUAUUUA
This is a messenger RNA of Momordica charantia (bitter melon), 667 nucleotides long. Its product is annotated as basic form of pathogenesis-related protein 1. Gene Ontology annotation, cellular component: extracellular region. NCBI's taxonomy places the organism in Eukaryota, Viridiplantae, Streptophyta, Magnoliopsida, Cucurbitales, Cucurbitaceae. The record is from RefSeq and is a predicted model, not a curated record.